Messenger RNA from Asterias rubens (European starfish), 1110 nucleotides. RefSeq names its product 5-hydroxytryptamine receptor 1A-like. The coding region runs from base 1 to 1110 and encodes 369 amino acids. Lineage: Eukaryota; Metazoa; Echinodermata; Asteroidea; Forcipulatida; Asteriidae. The record is from RefSeq and is a predicted model, not a curated record. Gene Ontology annotation, molecular function: G protein-coupled serotonin receptor activity; neurotransmitter receptor activity. The transcript has a single exon. Gene Ontology annotation, biological process: chemical synaptic transmission; G protein-coupled receptor signaling pathway, coupled to cyclic nucleotide second messenger. Gene Ontology annotation, cellular component: dendrite; membrane.
AUGGCGAAUAAUACCUAUCAGAAUGAUUUGGAUGUAAGAUCGUUUCCACUGAGCAAUUCACAGGUUUGUGUUUUACUCGUCUUUGAUUGUCUUCUGUCUCUAGCUAUCACCGUGGGGAAUUUACUGGUGGUGUCGUCUGUUAUAUUGGAGCGGAAACUCCGUACACCGACCAACGCUUUCAUCGCCAGCUUGGCCGUAGCCGACCUGACGGUCGGGCUUAUAGUCAUACCGAUAGACAUCGCUUUCGCCCUGGGCUUUGCGAGUAAUGUCACGCCGAUCGCUUGCCUGGCCAGCAGUAACGUUCUCACUGUGAUGAUCAUAGUGUCGAUACUCCACCUGACGAUCAUCGCCUUCGACAGAUAUCUAGCCAUAACGGACCCUCUAACCUACGUCGUACGGAUGAGUGUCUUUAGAGUGGCUCUCCUGAUAGCCUUAGCUUGGGGAACAGCAAUUGGGAUAUCCUCCAUGCCUCUGUUCGGAUGGAAUAAUUUAAGCAACUACAACCACGAUUACUGUGAUUUAAUGUUCAUCCACGCCCAUAGCUACCGUGCCUUCACGGUCGCUGUCAGCGUCUUCGUCCCGCAGAAUCUAAUGGUGUACUUUUACUUUAAGAUGUUUCGCGUAGCUAAGGGGCACAUGAACCGGAUAGCGGCCCAGGAGCAGACCACAGCGAGACGGCCAACUCUUAGACGGGACGUCAAGGCUGCUAAGACGGUAGCCAUGAUCCUCGGUUUCUUCCUGAUGGCUUGGACUCCAGCAUCCUUAAUCUCAGUCCUGGAUACCUUCAUCCACGUGGAUGACAACCUCCAGAGGACACUUCUCAUCUAUGAGUUGGCCUGCUUCCAUUUAGCCUUCACUAACUCCAUGAUGAACCCAAUAAUCUACUCCUUCCGCAAUAAAGAUUUCCGCCAUGCCUUCAUGAAGUUACUGGGACACCUGUUUCGAUGUAGGUGUUGGAGGAAACGCGUCUUCGCUGCGAGUAAGAAGGCUGAUGCCUCCUGCUUUCCGGAGAUACCAACCAUCAGCAGGACCCAUCAUGACGACCCGGAAGAACUGAAAGACCGAACCGGUUCAUUAAACUCUGACGGCUCUAUUGAGGAACUCACGUAG